AUGGAUAAUGGGCUGUACUGGAAGCUGAAGAGUGAAUGCCUGCCGCUAGACGUGAGCAAGCAUCUGGAGGAGAACGACCUCGAGGGGUUGCUGAGCUACGAGGGGCUGAUCCAGGAGAUAAAAGCAGAAAAUUAUGAGGUAGUAAAUUUCCUAUCGAAGGAGGAAAAUCUGAGAAAAAUAAUAAAGUACAUAACAGAGGAAUCGGAAGAUAAAGGUAAUUACGACAAGGCAUACAAGUUUCCCUACAAAUGUCACCAAAUAAUAAAUGCAGAGAAUAAGCUGAUCACAGAUUCGCUUGUCUACAAUGACAAGCUGAUGAAGUUGUUCUGGAGUUUUGUUCUGAGGAAAAAUCAACUAAAUGAAGUUUUAUCAGGUUACUUUAGCAGAUGUGCUAUAACGAUUUACAAUAAAAAUACAACGGAAGUUGUAAAUUUUUUGAAGAGGAAGAAGGAACUUUAUUUAAAAGGAUUCCUUUAUCAUUUCUACUCGAGAAAUAUUACUGAGCUUUUCAAGGUUCUACUAUUUGUUAAAAUGCCAUACCUCUGUAUAUUCGACAACAAGGACAUUAUUUUUUUUAUUUUAAGCAAUUUGAAUGGAAAUUUUUCUAACGAAACAUUUAUCAUUUGUGAUCGCGAGGAUAAUAUCACUUGUCUCAUUAGAGAUAUCUUUGUUAGAAAAUCAGAAAUCUAUUAUUUUAAUUAUUUUCUAAUAGAUUUAUCGUCUCAGUUAUCUUUCUCCUACUUAAUAAAGUGCGUUUUUUCUGAAUGCCCCUAUACCAUUUCAGCUGCUAUUACAAUAAUUUCAGAUCUCCUACAUUAUACUGUGUUGGGCAAGUCUUACAACACCAUCGAUUUUUAUGAAUGCCUUGAUUUGUACACGAAGGAACAGGACCAGAAGAACAAGCAACUUAAACAGAUGGAGGAGUGCAAAUAUACUAGGAAGAAAAAAAAAAAAAGGAAAUCAAAUAAAGUUAUUGAUGAAGAAGCCAUUUAUAAUUCUUCCAAAGCUCAUGCCAGUUGCGUUAACCAGGUACGAGAAUCGGAUGAAAUACUCAUGGGGGGUUCUUGCAAUGUGUAUGAUCAGUAUGGAAUUAAUGGUCCCUCUGUUGGCAUGCCCGCCGGGUUUGCAACAACGCCCAUGAAUUAUUCACACGGAGAGACGCCAUCCGAUGUAGAUAACAUCGAGGAGGAGGAAAAGAGAGAAAUUGAGAAGAGCGAGCUGGAAAGGGAGAAGGAAGGUAAGGUGUCAAGCAGGGGUACAGCAAAGGUUGUUACAAAUGUUAGCGGAAAUUCAGGUGAAGGAUUCAAUGCAAACUUUUAUUCACUUAAGCAGACAAACCAUGUGAAUAAGAAGAUCAAGGAUGAAAUGCAGACAAUUGGAGUAGUAACUCCGCAUGGAGAAAACGACCCAGAGAAGAACCACAACACGUUACCUAGUAUGACGGAGGAACUAAGCAAGGCGGAGUUCCAACCAGAGGGAGACUCUCCCUUCAGUAUGCAGUUUGAAUCACACGCAGGGGAACAGUACCCACAUGAUGAGGAUCCCACUGAAAGGGAAAUUUUCAAAAAUGGGGGCGUCCAAACAGGUGAGGAAAACAAGAUCAUUGGUGACGGAGUAGAGAUUUCCAAUAGCAAUGGUGGAAGCCUUUCGUGGGAUCUAUUACGGGUAAGCGAAAAUGACAAUGGGGAUAUUCAAAAGGAACAAAUUGGUGCAGAGGCGCAAAGUGGUCUAGAAGGAUCAGCCGGUGAAUCGCUACUUGCGCAUCAGAAUGCAGUUUCCUAUUACUAUCCAUGUGGGGAUGGCAGCCAGGAGGGGGAUAGAGACUUUCUAAUUGGAGGUAACCAGAGGAACGAGCACGCGCAAGUGUCGAAUAUGCACACAUAUAGCAAUGGACACGAAAGUGAGGAUAACAGGAAUAACGGAAUAGGAAAAAUCGUGAAGGAGGCAAAGAACGAGCGCAACAGUGAUAACGAUAAUUGCCUCUCCUGCGGGUCAGAUGCGUCAUCAUCUGAUUCAUCGGAUGACGACAAUUACGACCAUCUGAAAAAAAUAAAAUUUGAAGAUGUCCUAAAUAGAAUGAAGAGAAUAGCUAGUAACCCAGUACACGUGAAGGAGGAAACUGAAGGAUAUAUCAGCAAUGGAAGAAACACACUCAAUCGCACUCAAAGUAAUGAAAAGAAAAAAAUGAAAGAAGACAUAUUUGGAAUUGAUUCGAAUAACUGUACAGAGAAAUUUCCUAACGCAAGUAACAACGAAGAAGAAAAUUUCCAAAUUUUUGAAAGCGAAAAAGAAGGAGAUAUAAAUAUCCCCUUGAAUAAAUGGGUACAGUACCUUGAAAAUGGCACCUUCAUAGACAUAUGCUUUUUUAGCUAUAUAAAGGAUAUUAUGAAAUUGUAUAUAAAAAAUAUAAAUAAAAAUAAAGGAAAAAAUAUGCUGGGUUUUACUACCUUGGAAAUUAUACAAUUAAUAAAGACUCUUAUAAAAACAAAAUCGAAAAAUAUUUUAACAGAAAUUAUCGAUGAAGGUUUUUUUGAUAUUUCCAUUGAUAUUUUUUUUAAAUACAAAUGGAAUAAUUUGUUACACAUUUCUGUGUGUGAUUUAAUGCAAACCAUCAUAUUUAAGGAAAAUGAAUAUUCUUACCUUCUCUACUACAUUUUAGCAUUAACUACCUUUUUGCCAAAAUGCCUGCGCUACUUCGAUGCUGUCAGACGGUGUAGAAAUAUUAAAAAUAAAAAAAGAAAAAAAAAAAUUGAAAGUUUAAUUGAUUGUGGGUAUAAAGCACAUCUACUUCAUAUUUGCCAAAUUUUGAGUAACAAAUCUUUGGAAAUAAAAUGGCUUUCCAAUUUCCUUGUGACCGUUUCGGGGUGGAAUGACAUCAUCAUAGAGGAACUAAAUCACUACUCCUUAUAUUUCAACGAUGUGAAUUAUGGAGAUGAAAAACGGGCAGAGGAAGAUGACCACGGGGAGAUAAUCUCCAAUGGUCUGUGUACCCAACCGGACAACUCCAUGACGCACCACCACCUGAACAACGUCGGGGGGAGUAGUGGGGCGAAUAGGGAAAGGCUCAUCGGCGAUGACGCCAGUGGAAACUCCAAUCAGUGCAUGAAUAGAAAUUACCACUACGAUGAGGAGGAAGACGAGGACGAUCAGCAGGAAAGCUCCAACCUCGGUGGUCAUGGCGACCGCGCAAACCAUACCAAUGGUGGGAGUGGAAAUGGCACAGCUAUACAGAAUGACGAGCGAGAACCCAGAACAAGCAACCACGACCGAAACGACAACUGCUUUAACAACUACUCCAAUGUUAUCGAUAUCCUUUUCGAUGAACAUAAAAAUGAUUACAUAAAAUACGAGGAUGAGUACCACGAGGGUAACUCCAAUUAUAGUUUAUCUUCCAACUGCACCUUUGGAAAUCACGAUGCGCAUGCAGAGGAUAUGAACAGGUUGGAUGACAACUACAAGAAACAGGGUGACUAUGGCCUUGGGAACUACAAGGGCGGGUAUGAAGAGCAGGAAGGGCACCAUAAGGAUGGUCAUCCCGAAGGAGAUCCCUUCGCCAACACCGGGAACAGCUACCUCUUCGAUCGGGGGGAUGGAAAUCGAAACAACGAUCACGAUCGCGACCAGAACCACCUCGACUUGAAAAACGGCUCGGACCCCUUCGGAGAAAAUUGA
Molecule: messenger RNA, 3672 nt
Organism: Plasmodium knowlesi strain H
Lineage: Eukaryota; Apicomplexa; Aconoidasida; Haemosporida; Plasmodiidae
Product: protein SOC1, putative
Exons: 1
Coding region: 1-3672 (1223 amino acids)
Molecular function (GO): protein phosphatase regulator activity; protein phosphatase binding
Source: RefSeq, a predicted model, not a curated record